Stegodyphus dumicola is the source of this 2710-nucleotide messenger RNA. RefSeq names its product uracil phosphoribosyltransferase krishah (gene kri). The record is from RefSeq and is a predicted model, not a curated record. Lineage: Eukaryota; Metazoa; Arthropoda; Arachnida; Araneae; Eresidae.
CAAGUUAAAAGAUGUAAUUAAAGUGCAAAAUCCACAUUCAAUAGUGUAAAGUCAAAAAGAAUAUUUUGUAAACUUGGCUUCACGUGUUAGUGAAAAAUAUGUAAAUUUCUAAAUGUUAUCAAAUGCUUAGUUAAAAGUCUCUGUAUUUUAACUGAGAUAGUAUUUUAAUAUUAACGUAUGAAGAAUUACAAUGCUGUCCGAGAUGCCUGAGGUAAUGGAACCCGUUCAGCAGGCAAAUUUUAAUGCUGAUAUUAAGACAGAUGAUUUUGGACAGAAUUUUAAAGUGAUUCUUAUGAAUGAUCAGAUACGUGAGCUUCAAACUGUCAUACGUGAUAAAAACACCACCAGGAGUGAUUUUGUGUUCUAUGCUGAUCGCUUGAUUCGUCUUGUUGUUGAGGAAGGUUUAAAUCAACUCCCAUAUAAGCGAUGUACUAUUACAACUCCAACAGGCGGAACAUAUGAAGGAUUAAAGUACUUGAAAGGAAACUGUGGAGUUAGCAUAGUUAGAAGUGGUGAAGCCAUGGAGCAAGGCUUAAGAGAUUGUUGUCGUUCGAUUAGAAUUGGGAAGAUUUUGAUUCAAAGUGAUGAGGAUACUCAUGAAGCUCAUGUAGUGUAUGCUAAAUUUCCAGAAGACAUUUCUUCCAGGAAAGUGCUUUUAAUGUAUCCCAUUAUGAGUACAGGAAAUACUGUAAUAAAAUCUGUGAAAGUUCUGAAGGAUCAUGGUGUUAAAGAAGAUAAUAUCAUUCUUUUAAAUUUAUUUUGUACUCCUCAUGCUGCACAUUCUGUGAUGAAGGCUUACCCAACAAUGACAAUAUUGACUUCUGAGGUCCAUCCAGUUGCACCUAAUCACUUUGGGCAAAAGUAUUUUGGAACGGAUUGAAAUUCAUUCUGUCAGUAUUUAUUAUAGUGUCAGAAGUAUGCUGUGUGAUUUGUACAUACGUGGUUUUUACGCUAGAAGAAAAUUUAAACUGUGGAAUCCUGUUCUUAUGGCUUGUGUUGUCUGUUGCUAUGUAGUUACAAAAUAUGCUUAGUAAUAAAAGAAUUAGAAUUAAAUUAUCAAAAAUUUCUUUUUAAUUUUUGUAGAUUGACGGUUAUUAUCACGUAUCUAAUGGAACUAAAUGUUAACUAUUUAGACCUUUUUUGAUUCAGAAAUUUUUAUUUUCUACAAAAAUCACUUCUGAUUAAAAUUAUAUUUCUGAAGGAAUCAAGUAAAAUUAAUCAGCUGUAUAAUAAUGAAAUAUGAUAUUUGAAUCCAAAAACGAAAUACGAUGUUUACAUCUUUUGCUGCAUUGUUAUCAGGGGGUGUUUGGUACAAUUAAAGAAGUAAAUAAAUAAAACAGCCUGUUCUGAAUUGACAUAAAUGAAUAAAUUGACAUAAAUGAAUAAAUACAAAGUCAAAAGAAAGAUCAAAAUCUAAUUCAGUUUUGCACUGAUAUCAGCAACAAAUGUUGGUAGCAGUGCAAAAUAAAAUUUGAAAAAAAGUUUAAAAUUAAUCCCAUAUUCAGUGUAGAAUAAGUUGAAUGCAAGACCUAGAAGCAGAGUGGCCAACUGCAAGUAAUAGGGGAGAAAAAUGUGCCCAAACCAAAAACAAAAUAUGAUGUGAUUUAUGUAAUAUAAUAUGAUGCAUAAAAAGCCGCUAAAGAGGUUGCUUUCCCUUUAUUCGAGGUUCAGACUUGGUGCGUGAAGGUGCAAUUGCCCCUCGCUCCCUAAUUUUUGACUUCUCUGAUUUGUUUGCAUUUUAUUCUGUGUGUUAUAUGUUUGAUCAGAGAGCCUGGCUCAGUAAAAGUAGGCGGCCAGUGUAACUCUGAUUCAAAAUCCAGUUACGACCACGUGCGUGUUGAUAACGACCACGUGUUUCUGAGACUCCCUUGCCAAUGCUUUAUUUUUCUUCUUUUCCCCCUUUCUAGUAAUUUUGUUCUCCUGAUGAGGAGGGACCUUUAGCUGCCCUCGAAAUCGAUUGAGUGUUUUAAUAUAUGUACGCUAAAUACAAGGUUGUUAUUACGAUUUUGAUUGUCACAUUGGCAUGUUUCUCUUCUAUUCUAGUUGGUGCUAUCAACCAGCAUUUUUGUAGGAUAUUUUACUUUAUAACAAAAUAUGAUAUUUACAUCUUUUGUUGCAUUGUCAUUAGAAUUACUUUGCAUUACUGUAAUCUUUACAUCCUAUUUAUUCAUUUAUAUAUAUAUAUAUAUAUGACCAAUGUAACUAAAAUGCAAUGACAAGUUAUACUUAGCGAACAAAAUGACAGUCACUUUCUUCUUUGAACCUGCAAAGCUACUGCAUGAGUCAAAAUUUGUGGCUUCUAAUUGACAAAACAUUUUCUCUUUUUUUUUUUCCUUCACCGCAACUUCUAAGAUAGGUAUGCAUAUGCAACAUAGCCUGUGGUGAAAUUUUCUGACACUGGUGCUGCCCAGGCAAUAACAGUCUUCUUGAAAAAGGAGAAAUUUGUUGAGGAAAGUGUGCCUGUGCAGAAAUUAGCAUGUGUUAAAUUAUUUCAUCACUAAAGCAGUGAAUUUGAUUAUUUCAUCUUUAUUCCUAGCUUUUGUUCUGUCACUACCAAGUAGUUGAAAAGAUAGCUAAGAGUAUGGCUUUCUUUAAUUUAAUAACUGCUAACUAGAUAAUUUUUUUGAAUUGUGUAUGUUAUUUCAGAUUUGUAGAAAAAAUAUUCCCCUUAAUCUUGCAGUAUACCACAACAAAGAAAAGUUGCCUCUAG